AUGGCAACACGGCAGCCUCCCGCCCCGCCCUUUGACAACCGGCUAAGCUCGGAUGAUGAUGCCGGCAAACGCGGUGGCCAGCACACUGGCGGUCCGGAGGAAAUAAUGGUCAAUACCACUACUAUCGUCUCCGAGUCUCUAGGUGUGGCUGGCCUGGACGCCGCCACUGGAGUCGAUCCUCCCCCCCCGAUCACCAUCGAGCAGACCUGA
Molecule: messenger RNA, 210 nt
Organism: Penicillium cosmopolitanum
Lineage: Eukaryota; Fungi; Ascomycota; Eurotiomycetes; Eurotiales; Aspergillaceae
Exons: 2
Coding region: 1-210 (69 amino acids)
Source: RefSeq, a predicted model, not a curated record